GGGCGCCCGGCGGCCGCGGGAGCUGCAGCCCGGAGUGUGCGGCACGCGCGGGCCGGCCGCCCCGAGCACUGUCACCCGCGCUGCUGCCACGGGACCCGCGCCCCGCCGAGCCGCGCGCACAGCAGCCAGGCGUCACCAUUUGCUUCCGACGAUUUUUGGGUUUUUUUUGCACGCAUCCUUUUUCUGUUCCGUUUUGUCCUUUUUAAGGCGGGGGCGGCGGCGGCGGCGGCGAAGGCUGGGACGGGGAGGGGCGGCCGGAGGAUGCGGCGCGGGACUGCGCUCGCUACGCCCGCUGCUGCUGCCCGGCUCGGGCCCGAGCGCCCAGCAGAUCUUGGGUAAUGUGAGGGCAGCAGCUGUUUCCGGUCACCGUCCACACUGGAGCUGCGAGCCCAGGAGAUGCACAGGCAGUGUUUGUGGCGCGAACAGACGGGCAGGGGAGGCGUCCUGGGUGAGGAGGCCACAUGAGCGGAGCCCGGCAGGGUCCCAAGUGAUGGUGGUUUCCACGGAGGGUGAGCUGAGUCCUGCGCGACUGGUGGGCCCGGCGGAGCUGGCGGCGGCGCCUGCAGGCUGGCGGGCGUGAGCGUGGACUCUCAGUGUCUCCCCGGGAGGAAGCAUGUCUAAGAAGGGCCGGAGCAAGGGCGACAAGCCCGAGAUGGAGGCGGACGCGGUGCAGGUGGCCAACGAGGAGCUGCGGGCCAAGCUGACCAGCAUUCAGAUCGAGUUCCAGCAGGAGAAGAGCAAGGUGGGCAAACUGCGUGAGCGGCUGCAGGAGGCCAAGCUGGAGCGCGAGCAGGAGCAGCGGCGGCACACGGCCUACCUCUCGGCGCUCAGGGCCAAGCUGCACGAGGAGAAGACCAAGGAGCUGCAGGCGCUGCGCGAGUCGCUCAUCCGCCAGCACGAGCAGGAGGCGGCGCGCACGGCCAAGAUCAAGGAGGGCGAGCUGCAGCGGCUGCAGGCCACGCUGAACGUGCUGCGCGACGGCGCGGCCGACAAGGUGAAGACGGCGCUGCUGGCCGAGGCGCGCGAGGAGGCGCGCAGGAGCUUCGACGGCGAGCGCCUGCGGCUGCAGCAGGAGGUGCUGGAGCAGAAGGCGGCGCGCAAGCAGGCGGAGGAGGCGCUCAGCCACUGCGUGCAGGCCGACAAGGCCAAGGCGGCCGACCUGCGCGCCGCCUACCAGGAGCACCAGGACGAGGUGCACCGCAUCAAGCGCGAGUGCGAGCGCGACAUCCGCAGGCUGAUGGAUGAGAUCAAAGGGAAAGACCGGGUGAUCCUGGCCCUGGAGAAGGAGCUGGGCGUGCAGGCCGGGCAGACCCAGCGGCUGCUGCUGCAGAAGGAGGCGCUGGACGAGCAGCUGGUUCAGGUCAAAGAGGCCGAGCGGCACCACAGCAGCCCCAAGAGGGAGCUGCCCCCCGGCAUCGGGGACAUGGCGGAGCUCCUGGGCGCCCAGGAUCAACACAUGGAUGAGCGAGACGUGAGGCGGUUUCAACUGAAAAUUGCGGAACUGAACUCGGUGAUCCGGAAGCUGGAAGACAGAAACACCCUCCUGGCAGAUGAGAGGAAUGAACUGCUGAAGCGCUCCCGCGAGACCGAGGUGCAGCUGAAGCCGCUGGUGGAGAAGAACAAGAGGAUGAGCAAGAAGAACGAGGACCUGCUGCAGAGCAUCCAGCGGAUGGAGGAGAAGCUCAAGAAGCUCACGAGGGAGAACGUGGAGAUGAAAGAGAAGCUGUCCGCGCAGGCGUCUCUGAAGCGGCACACUUCCCUGAACGACCUGAGCCUGACGCGGGACGAGCAGGAGAUCGAGUUCCUGCGGCUGCAGGUGCUGGAGCAGCAGCACGUCAUCGACGACCUCUCUCUGGAGAGAGAGCGGCUCUUGCGCCCCAAGAGGCACCGCGGGAAAGGCCUGAAGCUGCCCAAGAAGCAUGUUGUGGAGACAUUUUUUGGAUUUGAUGAGGAGUCUGUGGACUCGGAAACCUUGUCAGAGACGUCCUGCAACACAGACAGGACGGACAGGGCCCCGGCCACCCCCGAAGAGGACCUGGACGACACAACCACCAGGGAGGAGGCCGACCUGCGGUUCUGCCAGCUGACCAGGGAGUACCAGGCCCUGCAGCGGGCCUACGCCCUCCUGCAGGAGCAGGUGGGGGGCACGCUGGACGCCGAGCGGGAGGCCCGGACCCGGGAGCAGCUGCAAGCCGAUCUGCUGCGGUGUCAGGCCAAAAUCGAGGACUUGGAGAAGCUGCUGGCCGAGAGGGGCCAGGAUUCCCAGUGGGUGGAGGAGAAGCAGCUGCUCAUGAGAACCAACCAGGAGCUGCAGGAGAAGGUGCACCGGCUGGAGGUGGAAGAGCACCAGCUGAAGAGCGACAUGCAGGACGCGCGGGACCAGAACGAGCUGCUCGAGUUCAGGGUGCUCGAGCUCGAAGAGAGAGAGCGGAGGUCGCCCGCGUUUAACCUCCAAAUCGCCAGCUUCCCCGAGAACCACAGCAGCGCCCUCCAGCUGUUCUGCCACCAGGAAGGAGUUAAGGACGUGGAUGUGUCCGACCUGAUGAAGAAGUUAGACAUCCUGGGCGAUAACGGGAAUCUGAGAAACGAAGAGCAGGUGGCCAUCAUCCAGGCGGGGACUGUGCUCGCGCUGUGUGAGAAGUGGCUGAAGCAGAUAGAGGGCACCGAGGCGGCCCUGACCCAGAAGAUGCUGGACCUGGAGAAGGAAAAGGACCUGUUCAGCAAGCAGAAGGGCUACCUGGAGGAGGAGCUGGACUACAGGAAGCAGGCCCUGGACCAGGCUCACCUGAAAAUCCAGGAGCUGGAGGCCACGCUGUACGACGCGCUGCAGCAGGAGCCGGGCCAGAAGGCCAGCAGGGCGCUGAGCGCGGGCCAGCGGGAGGACCUGCAGGCCGCCGUGGAGAAGGUGCGCAGGCAGAUCCUGAGGCAGAGCCGCGAGUUCGACAGCCAGGUCCUGCGGGAGCGCAUGGAGCUGCUGCAGCAGGCCCAGCAGAGAAUCCGGGAGCUGGAGGCCAUGCUGGAGGCCCAGCGGCGGCACCUGAAGGAACUGGAGGAGAAGUUUUUGUUCCUUUUUUUGUUUUUCUCACUAGCAUUCAUUCUGUGGCCUUGAUGACUGCAGGGAGCCAAGACCUGGGGGUAGAAAAAGAGCUUAUGGAAUGAACUGAGGCCCUAUGGCAACCCCAACCCCACUCAAACCAAAAUCCACAGGCUAUUCCACGCGCAGAAACUGGGACCAGAACCCACAUACUUGACGACGGUUCCAAGGGGGCCUUUUGGAUCGACAGCGGCCCCGGCCAGCCGAGCUGUAGGAGUUCUGCAGGAAUGAUGGGGAUUGUGUCAAGCUCAGGGCCACAUGAGUCCCCACGGGGGACCUUCAAGAGCCCAAGGGGCAGAGGCCUGACUUCCAGGGAACUAAGUGCAAUUACCAGAAACUGAGCCCCGGGAGAGUGUCUGCGCGCCUAGGGACAGCCCGUCCCUGCCCGGGUGCUGGCGGACGCAGACCAUGUACAUAUGUCUCCGUGGAUGGUGCCCUGGGCACCCAGAGGGACUGGCCAGUGUCCCUGUGAACUGAACCCAAAGCCAAGCCCCAUCCACAAAACCCUCCAGAUGUGUGUGCAGCUGGAUCAGCAGCUGCCCGCCAGAGAGGGAGGGGCUGGAGCCUCGCUCACUGCGGAGGGCGGACCCCAGGGAACUCCGAUUUCCAUCACUCUCGUGUGUGUGACCUGGAGAAAGUCCCAGAGCAUGACAGGGCCUGGCGCCAUGUGGUGUGAGGACUGGGAGGACAGGCCCCCGCUGACCACACGGGGACUGUCUUUCAUCUUGGCUGUAAUUUGCAAGAGGAAGAAACGCUGGGAAUGACGCUCCUUCUGCAAUGGUCUGAGACCAGGCCGCUCUCCUACAGCCUCGGGGGAGCGGGCAGAGACCAGACGCCGAGUCCAGCCUCCCAGAAGGACAGAGUGGGGCAGCCGAGGAGGCCAGGGCACCAUCUGGUGAGAGGCAAGUCUAGGAGGGGUCCUGGAGAAGACUUUCGGGCAUUGUUGCUGCUGUUGUCCUGGGGGGCGGGGUGGGAGGUGCGGACAUCGUUUCCAGAAGAAGGCUCCUGCUCACAUGUCUGUCAUCUCCCACACUUUUGGAAGGAAGACUUUUGGACAGGCUAGAUCAAGGGAAAUAGAAGGCAGUGAGUGCGGAGGAAAGGACAGCCACGUCUGUGUUGGAAGAGGCAGAGGAAGGCAAGGACGGCUUGAUCCCAAGGAUGGAAAUCGCUGCUCUGUGCCUGUGGGGUGGCGCGGCCAUCCUGGGAGAUCCAGUGAGAAGAACCUUUGGCGAAAACGAAAAUGUCUGAAGUUCAGGCCACUGAAGGAGCCAUGGGGGAGGGGACCCAAUAGAAGAGCGGAGAGUUCUCGGAAGGGCAAACCCAGGGAGGGAGAAGCAUGGCGACUGGCACAGAGGGGGCAUCCCAGGCACAUGGGGAGGGAUGUUCCAACCAAAUCAAAGGAUUGGGGCCUCAGAAACGCCCCAGAGCAGCUGAGAAAUACUUGUUCUCUUUUCAAUCUAAACCCAAAGCACCUGUACACCAGCCCCCACGACUUAUCAACGUUUAGUGAGCAAACAUGACUGAACCGACGUCUUUGCUUGAAAACCCAGGCAUCUGAGCGCUCCGGUGGGGAUGGGCGUGUGGGACCACGUGCGGAGUGAAGACCUAGACCCUGUCUGCUUUCUCUGGGGCCCAGGCAGCGCAGAGAAACCCUGCUUCGCUGCCUGAGUCGGCGGGCACCCAGGAGGCACGCUGGGCCUCGGGGAAGCGGUUCCUGUGGUCGGGGUCCUCUGCCCGCUGCGGGAGGGGGGCAGGAGUGUGGCCCUCAUGCCACCCGGUGUCCACCUGCUGUCUGCUCGCCCUCACACUCAGAGGCAGGGCUGGGAGGGCGCGGACUUUGAAGUCAGACCUGCGCAGGUCCACUCGCAGCCCGGCCACCUCCCUGCAGCGGACACUCUGCGUCUCAGUUUCUUCAGCUGUGGCUGGGGGGCGGGGCGGUCUUCCUGUGGCACCCCAUGAGACCGCUUCUUUGGGCACCACUAGCAGCCCACGGGCCCCCCGAGCCCUGGCAGGAGGCGCAGCAGGUGCACCCUGCUCCCUCAGAGGGCGGCGUCCUCAACGGAGACCAUACAGCCCACGGGACCAGGAGCCCGUCUCUGAGACGGCUCAGGUGUGAGGGCUGAGGCUCCCGCUGGCAGGUACGGGAGCUGCCCCCGCCUGGAGGACCAGAGUCGCCGACGGGAGCCAGCAUUUGUGUGACCGUCCAGACGUCGCUUCCAAGGUCCCUGCCAGGGACAGGCCCGGUUCCAAGAGCCGUUCUUCUCAGGGAACCUCAGCGCUCUGGCAGCCAAGCCCUGGCGCCCAGGUGAGGUGCACCCCCUCAGGGUUGUUGUGGUGGUGGUUGCCUAGUAACGCAGCCGAUGGUC
Messenger RNA from Myotis daubentonii (Daubenton's bat), 5460 nucleotides. RefSeq names its product janus kinase and microtubule interacting protein 1 (gene JAKMIP1). NCBI's taxonomy places the organism in Eukaryota, Metazoa, Chordata, Mammalia, Chiroptera, Vespertilionidae. Gene Ontology annotation, molecular function: kinase binding; GABA receptor binding; microtubule binding. The record is from RefSeq and is a predicted model, not a curated record.